Messenger RNA from Homalodisca vitripennis (glassy-winged sharpshooter), 1522 nucleotides. Its product is annotated as cathepsin B-like. The transcript is spliced from 7 exons. Gene Ontology annotation, cellular component: lysosome. Bases 225 to 1247 code for a protein of 340 amino acids. NCBI's taxonomy places the organism in Eukaryota, Metazoa, Arthropoda, Insecta, Hemiptera, Cicadellidae. Gene Ontology annotation, biological process: regulation of catalytic activity. Gene Ontology annotation, molecular function: cysteine-type endopeptidase activity. The record is from RefSeq and is a predicted model, not a curated record.
CUAUUGGGUUUUGGAACUUCACCAAUCACAGUACAUAAUUAAUAACCAGUCGUUGAUAUAGUUUUUUGUACUUUCAACUUAUGAGUCAGCUGUUGACAUGAAUAACAAAAGAAGAUUAGAAGAUAGGAAAAUAGACUGAGUUUGAGUCUUUAAAACAGUUUUCCUGUGCCUGUCGUAAGUGAGGGAACAGAGCUAAAGGAAGAUAUUAGCUGAAAAAAAAGGAAAUGGGGAGAGUAGAAAUUUUACUCUUGUCUAUAGUGGUUUCGGUAGCUGCAGGCGCAUUAAUAAAUGCAGAGACUCCUCAUUUAGAUCCUCUCUCUGAUGAAUUUAUUCACUUCAUCAACUCUGUCCAGUCGUCAUGGAAGGCUGGAAGGAAUUUUCCUAAAGAUACAUCAUUUGACUUCAUAAGAGGCCUGUUAGGAGUCCAUCCAGAUUCCAAGAAACCUGAGAACCGACUAGAGAAAAAAAUGCACCUGCUCGGAACAGAACAGCUUCCGGAAAACUUUGAUUCUCGGCUGCAGUGGCCCCAUUGUCCCACCAUCCGGGAGAUCCGGGAUCAGGGUUCCUGUGGAUCUUGUUGGGCAUUUGGGGCCGUAGAGUCAAUGUCGGAUCGACAGUGCAUCCAUAACACCAGUACAGGGGCUGUUCACUACUCUGCGGAAGACCUGGUGUCAUGUUGUCACACUUGUGGGUUCGGCUGUAAUGGUGGCUUCCCUGGGGCAGCCUGGCGCUACUGGGUACACAGUGGCAUUGUCAGCGGAGGCAACUAUGGAUCGAACCAGGGUUGUGCGCCAUAUGAAAUUGCGCCUUGUGAGCACCAUGUGAACGGCACUAGACCUCCUUGUGCUGAGGGUGGCAAGACACCUAAGUGUGAGAAACGAUGCCAACACUCAUACAGUGUGGACUACAAUAAGGACAAACACUUUGGGAAGAGCGCUUACAGUGUAGAUGGCGAGGAGAAACAGAUUCAGAUAGAGAUCAUGAAGAAUGGACCAGUAGAAGGAGCUUUCUCAGUCUAUGAAGAUUUUGUACAGUACAAAGCAGGUGUGUACAAGCAUGUGGCAGGCAAGAUGUUGGGAGGACAUGCCAUCCGUAUCUUAGGGUGGGGGGUGGAGGAUGGCACUCCUUAUUGGCUAGUAGCAAACUCCUGGAACUCUGACUGGGGUGAUCAUGGAUAUUUCAAAAUCCUCCGAGGUUCCGAUGAGUGCGGCAUCGAGAGUGAGAUCAAUGCUGGCAUCCCAAAGUAAUCUACAUGACAAUUAGUGUCUGCUCAAUAUUAUGUCUUUUUAACGUUCAUAAUUUGUUUAUGAAAAAAGUGCCAUCAUUGUUGUACUAUAUAUAUAUAUAUAUACUAUAUAUUUGACUGUGGUAUAAAAAAUAAUAAAUUCUCAUACCUGUAUACUCAAAUCGAAGAACAAAAUAUCUUUCUGAUAGUUGAUAUUUGUUUAUGUUACUACUGGAUUAUAUAUUUUUGCUAUGAAGUUCAUGUGUUAUGUUUCAAUAAAUAAAUAUUUUGAAUAUA